Epinephelus moara (kelp grouper) is the source of this 2888-nucleotide messenger RNA. It is a transcript of the gene fmnl2b, whose product is annotated as formin-like 2b. Gene Ontology annotation, cellular component: cytosol. The record is from RefSeq and is a predicted model, not a curated record. Gene Ontology annotation, molecular function: small GTPase binding; actin filament binding. Lineage: Eukaryota; Metazoa; Chordata; Actinopteri; Perciformes; Serranidae. The transcript has 14 exons. Gene Ontology annotation, biological process: cell migration; regulation of cell shape; cortical actin cytoskeleton organization. Bases 595 to 2142 code for a protein of 515 amino acids.
GGUGGGCGGGGCCUGUGGCAGCAGCAGGCUCAUUGUCUGAGGAGGCAGAGGGACAAAGAGGGGGAGGCCGAGUCUGUCUCUUUCUUCAUGUGGGGGAGGAGAGGGGGAGGAUUAACCGGCUCAUCUGCGACACGCGCUCACACACAGCACGCAUUUCAUAUCAACACUCACACACACACACUCACAUACUCACACACACACACACACACACAGACACACACACACGGCGGCCGAGCUUCAUCUGGAUCAGCAUCAGCACCAUCCUCCUGCUCCUCCUCCUCCUCCUCAUCAGCGGCGGCGGAGAGGACGGUAGACAAAGAGACACGGAGACAGAGACAGACAGACAGGCCGGAGGUGGAGGGACUCGGUCCUCACCGUCUGACGGGAGACAGACAGACACAGGGCGACAGACAGGAGACAGAGACAGAGACAGGCCUUCGCCGCCUCCACCGCCCGUCUCUGUUCCCUGUGUGAUGGCCGACCACAUGUUCCCGCUGCUGCUGCUGCUGCUGCUGCUGUGUGUGUGCUGAGUGUGUGUUGUUGCAGGUGGGUGUGUUCGGUGUGUGUGUGUGUGUUCGUGGUCCGGUGUGUGUUAUGGGGAACGCGGAGAGCAUGGAGAGCCAGCUGGCGGUGAUCCGGUCCAGAGCCGCUCCAGUCCGACUCCCGAUGCCCGACCCGGCCGAGCUGGAGGAGAGGUUCUCCAUCGCACUGAAUUCAAUGAACCUGCCUCCGGACAAGGUGCGUCUGCUGCGUUCCUACGACAACGACAAGAAGUGGGAGCUGAUCUGUGACCAGGAGAGGUUCCAGGUGAAGAACCCUCCACACACCUACAUCCAGAAACUGAGGGGCUUCCUUGACCCGGCCGUCACACGCAAGAAGUUCAGAAGAAGAGUUCAGGAGUCAACUCAAAUGCUCAGAGAACUCGAGAUUUCUCUUCGUACAAACCACAUCGGGUGGGUCAGAGAGUUCCUGAAUGAGGAGAAUCGAGGUCUGGAUGUUCUGGUCGAGUAUUUGUCCUUCGCUCAGUACGCCGUCACGUUUGAUGGCGAGCAGUCGGAGGCAGGAGGUGAGGUCUCGUCCAUAGAUUCUCCCUGGAGUCGGUCCAUAGAGGAUCUCCAUGGCGACUGCAGCCUCCCCUCCCCGUCCUCGUCCGUACCCCGAGCAGCCCGACACUCCAUCAGCUCGGCAAUGGUGACUCGCUCCAACACUCUGCCUAGUCGUCGCACUCUGAAGAACUCGCGACUCGUCUGUAAGAAAGACGACGUUCACGUUUGUGUCAUGUGUCUGAGAGCCAUCAUGAACUACCAGUACGGAUUCAACAUGGUGAUGUCACAUCCUCACGCUGUCAACGAAAUCGCCCUCAGCCUCAACAACAGGAACCCCAGAACAAAGGCUCUGGUGUUGGAGUUAUUGGCGGCAGUGUGUUUGGUCAGAGGAGGACAUGAGAUUAUCCUGUCAGCCUUCGACAACUUCAAAACUGUGUGUUCAGAGUCGAUGCGUUUCGAGAAGCUGAUGGAACAUUUUAAGAACGAGGACGACAACAUCGACUUUUUGGUGGCCUGCAUGCAGUUCAUUAACAUCGUGGUUCACUCGGUGGAGGACAUGAACUUCAGAGUCCAUCUGCAGUAUGACUUCACCAAGCUCAACCUGGACGAACACCUGGAGAGGCUGAAGCACACGGAAAGCGACAGGCUGCAGGUUCAGAUCCAGGCUUAUUUGGACAACGUGUUUGACGUCGGGACGCUGCUGGAGGAUGCUGAGACCAAAACUGCGGCCCUGGAACGAGUGGAGGAGCUGGAGGAGAGCCUGGGCACGAUGUCAGAGCGUCUCCUAGACGUGGAGAAUGAAGCAAUGCUGAAGAUUGUCGAACUGGAGAAACAGCUGAUGCAAACCAACAAGGAGCUGGACCACAUCCGGGAGGUGUACGCAAGCACCAACUCUCAGGUGCACACGUUGAGGCGGAUGGUUCGGGAAAAGGACCAGACGAUCCGGCGUCAGAGCCGUCUGGAACGCCAGGCUCAGGAGGCCCAGCAGGCAGGAGGACCCGGAGCUCCUCAACCCCAGAGAGGAGAGGGUGAUGGGGGAGUGGCUGACUCCGCCUCCCCGUCACCUCCACCUUGUCCUAACCUGUCCCCCAGGUGAGACACGCCCCACAGUUAGAAACUCAAGCUACAAUAAUCUAGACCAGAACCAGAGUGGACGUGAAAUAUGCAGCGGUAUAUAAAAUCUAGAGGACCUAGAACAGAACCUCGAGGAACACCAUAUGUCAGUAUUAAGACUAAAGUAUAACCUGUAAAGGACCAAAAACAGAACAAAGAGGAACCCCAUUAGUCAUUAUAAACACAGUAAUGUAAUACAUUUUAAAUUAUAAAGGAUCAAGAACAGAACCCAGGAGACCCCCCAAGUCAUUAUAAACAACGUUCAAGAAAACAUAGUAAAGGACUGAGAACAGAGCCCUGAGGAACUCCUAAAGUCAUCAUUACCACUGUAAAAAAAUAAUAACUUGAUCUUAUAAAGGAACUAGAACAGAACCCAGAGGAACCCCCCAAGGCAUUCCAAAGACUGUAAAAGAAGUAUUAUGAAGGACCGAGACUAGAAUCCUGAAGAACCCCAUGUCACAAUUAACACUGUAAAUGUGAAGAUCAUGUUGCUCUCUGUUUGCUGAAUGUGUAUGCAUGUAGAAGCAGAAGAAGAAGAAGAAGAAGACGAAAAAACGAGCAGGAAAACAAGACAGUGGGCAGGCAGGCAGUCAGGCAGUCCUGCACAGGACCGUGCAGGACUGCCUGCCAGGCCCCUAAUUAUGAAGGACCAAGAACAAAACCCUGGAGAACCCCAAAUGUCAUUAUUAACACUGUAAUAGAAUACAUUUAAAAUAAGAAGAAAAAUAA